AUGGCUUCGCCGGUGCAUACAUCGCCCAGCCAGUCCGGGCGCGAACUGGGCAAGUACGAGAAUGGGAAGUGGUAUUGUUGCUGCAACCUUGAAGCAGCUUUCUAUACGGUGAAAAAGGAAGGCUCGAACAAGGGGAGGCGCUUCCACAGGUGCCCGAAAUGGGACGACCAACAAUGUCGUUUUUACCUGUUCGAGGAUGAUGCAAAGAACUCGCCUUCCACAAGGAGCCCGAACUCGGUUCCCAACUCCCGCGUCCAAGUUAAAAGGAACAGCUUAAUUCAGGCUAUCCGUAAUCGUCGCGCUCGUCGCGACUUGCCAGACUCCGAGGGCGCGUCCACCAUCACCGAGGGGCCAAUUUAUUCGCCGGCGAGUAGCAGAUUUCACACCCCGGCCUCCCAUCGGUCCUUUCUCAGGACGCCUCACCUAUCAGAGCCAGAUUGGGGUUCUGAGGAAGACGAAGGUACUAGCGGCACGGCGGACGGAUGGCGUCAGCCUAGUCGCAACAGGUACGCCGAUCUGCCGACUCCUACACCAAAGAGAAAGCGACCAGAAACAGAGGGCACGAACGCUGGAGCGGAUGCCGGGGGUCCCGCAGGCGACGCCGAGUUUUCGCAGAUCGAUGUCGACGAGGAGGAGUUAGCGGAAAUGGCGGGUGAAGCUGCUAACCAAGGUCGACCAGCGGCACCGGCCCAGCCGCCGCGACCAUCCCAGGGAAGCGACUUUCGCGUUACCCCCAGCCGAAUAGGCAUGCGUGCGGCCUCGGGCGGGCUGCAGACUCCCAGCUCUCGUAGCAAUGUCACUAACCCCGCAUCCGGUAAUAAUGGACUCAACCCGGGGUCCGGCAAUAGCUUCACUUCUUUGGUAUCCGGAACCACGGCCGUCGAAGCGUCGCAGCCAGGAUCCAAGCGGCGCAGAACCACUCAGCGAUUUGCAAUAUCAACACCGACAGCGUCCCGAAGUAGUAGUCAGGGUGACGCCGAGACAACCACAACAAUAAUGGACCUGCUGAAGGUGGGAGAGCGCAUAUCGCCGUUGCUCCGCGAGAAGGUGCUUGAGUGCCACAGGCGGGUUCAAAACAAGCGGCUUCAAACAAUCGAAGCUCAGCUGAGGUUUGCCCUGGAUGCCGCGGAGGAGAAGGAGGUGCAGAAUGCUAGGCUGGUUCGGGAGAUUGCCAUGCAGCGUAUGGAGAUCUCGGGGCUGAAGGACGAGUUGCAGGCCUUGUUCGGUCUCGUUGCAGCACGGUACCAGAAUGACCAGAACGACGAUGACAUUGGGCACUGAACGUCGGGUGGCCUGUGUGGUUCGCACAGGUGCGAGAUCAUGGACAGCAUCUCGAAUAGCCGGUCAUUGAAUCCAUCGGUCUCUGGACGAGAAAUGUCCAACUGCGACCCAAGGUGCUACAGCCCCAUCAGGGCUGAGGGUCCUGCUGGUAUCCGUAACACGGGACUGCAACGCGGAUCACCUCCGAGCCGUCAGGCGAGGACUGGGGAGGUAUGCACUGGCUGAACUCUAGCGUGAGGUC
Chaetomium strumarium is the source of this 1522-nucleotide messenger RNA. RefSeq lists its product as uncharacterized. The transcript is spliced from 3 exons. Lineage: Eukaryota; Fungi; Ascomycota; Sordariomycetes; Sordariales; Chaetomiaceae. The coding region runs from base 1 to 1281 and encodes 426 amino acids. Gene Ontology annotation, molecular function: zinc ion binding. The record is from RefSeq and is a predicted model, not a curated record.